GCGCAGGCAUGGCGGGCCGCACGGUGCGGGUGGGGGGCCUCCCCGCCGACCUGCCUCCCGACAGGGUGGCCGACAAGCUGACCAUCCACUUCCUGCGCUCCCGCAACGGCGGCGGCGAGAUCGCCGACGUCCAGGUGCUGGCCGGCUCCCAGGCCUGCGCCCUCAUCACCUUCGAGGCGCUGGAAGUGGCCCAGAGGAUCCUGAAGGCGAAGAAUCACGUCCUGUCGAUCGGAGGGAAGAAGUACCCGCUGGAAGUGACGGCGCAUGUUGCGGAGCUGAGCCCCGAUGAGAUCUUCAUACGUGCUUGCAUGAUAGUUGACUAUGGCAAGCUUCCUGCUGGCAAAACCCUCCUGAGGAACUUGCAUAAAAGCUACAGUAAUGUGCAGUUCGACUUCGACUCCAAGAACACACACUGCAUAGUCAAGGGACAAUUCACUGACCUGCAGGCCUUCAGCAGAGACCUGCUGGGCAGCCUGAACCUCAAGAGCCAAGCCGUUGGAGAGAUCCUCCUUCCAGAUUCCAGCCAUGUGGCCAAAGAGUCCAGAAGGCACGAUCAUCAGCAAGUGCCUGACUCCACUAAGUCAGCACGAGAGACAGCAAAGCUGCCAAAUUGGGACCAGGUGUGUGAAAAGGCAGUUAAAGUCCCAUCACCUCAGGACCCAGUGGAUGGGGAAGCUGUGGAACAGCUGGAGGACUUUUCCCUAGUGAUGGACUCAGACAUUUACUUGUACUUGCAGCGGUUCUGUGCUGCUGAGUACCAAGGUGUGCUACGCCAGCAUUGUGUGGAUGUGGUAGAUGUUAGCAGCGAUGGCAUCGUCAUACUGUACCUCCAACCAUCUGCAGGUAUGCCUGGGGACAUGGACGCCUUGCAACAGGCCCGCCUGGCCCUGCAGCAGCUUUACCAGCAGCUGGAGGUGAGCUUGCGCAAGGAAAAGAUCACCAAGGGAGGACUGGAUAUGGACAGCCAGACACUCAGGGCUCUGACACGUGAGCUGCAGAAACUGUAUCCCCAGUUGCUCUGCCAUGAGGAUGAGAAGCAGCUUUAUCUUAUUGGAAACCUCGUUGAUGUGUCCCAGGCCAAGCAGUACCUUCAGGAUUUCAGCACCAGAAGAGGUGCCACACACACUGUUGACAUGCUCAGCAGGUCCCUGCCCUCACACCCAGCAACCUCCUGCACCACCGAGGCUGCACUGCACAAGCCCAAAGCACCUGUAGACACCUCAACCUCAAGGCUCAGCCCAGGCAGGCCAGAGCUGAAGGGUGAGCUCAAGCUAGCUGCCAGCUUCAGCCCGCUGAAAGCUGACAGGUCUCAGGCCAGCUGGGGCCUCUUGCUGAAUCAGGACUCUCCACCUGUAGGACAGGCGCAGCUUUCUGGAAAACACUUACCAGAGACAGAUGCUCUAGGUCCAAGUGACCCAACAGCACUGACCCAGCAGUACCAGCCUUAUGUCUCUACAACAGAUGUGGUUUUGGGGUCAGCAGCAGAGUCUAGGCAGAAGGAUCCCAAAGAAUGGGACCAUGUGAAAGGAGGUGUCAGGCUUACAAGACACAAGACUCUGUCUCCCUUUGGGGACAAAGAAAACAGCACUUUGCAGCAUCCUGGGGACUCUAAAGGCUCAGGUCCCAUCAAGCACCACCCCCUCGCUAGCACGUCUAGUACCUUUGACACGACAAGGACCUCUUCUGCUUUAGACCCUAAACCCUCUGAAUCUAGGCCUCUGCUGCGACGUUCCAACAGCUUCUCCCUGCCAAGGUCAAAGGAAAGUGACAAGUCCCAAGACACUGGCAGGGCAGACAGUGAAGGCAGUAGGGUGAGUGAAGAAAUGAGCCUGGACUCUCUGCAGUGGUCUUACCUGAAAGACGUUUGCCAUGCUGCUAUUGAUGAACUGUGCAAGCAUGGAGGUGUGCAGAUCUCAGAGCAUCGUACUGGGGACUGCACUGUGCUGACACUACAGGCAGCGGAGAGGAGCAAGCUUUUCCAGGCUAAAUGGAAGGUGGAAGCUCUUGUGCAGAAGUGUCCUGACCUGGUGUGUCAGAGUAUGAGCUACUCGGAGCUCGCUGUAGAUGGUCCAGAUGACAGUGCCCUGAGUGAACUGUGCAGCCUCUUGCGAGGAAACUCCCCUCAGGUUGGACUCAGCAAAGACAAGUACAAGCUCUAUCUUGCCUGCCCCAAGGAGAUGCUGCCAGGAGUGACUGAGGCCUUCCACGUGUUUUCUUCCAGGAGGCUCCAUGCCCUGAAGUCUUCAUCCUUGUCUCCAGGACCAGAGAGUACAGGGCCCUCAAGUGUCAUCCAGCCAAGCAGAAGCCAGGACACGGUGCUGGGUGCAGCCCUUCCUGGCAGCCUGGCAUCCCUGCAGCACCUGAACAUAAGUGAUAAAGCAGACCACACAGAUGUGCUCAGGGCUUUCCGGCUGCCAGAGGCUGAGGAAAAGAGGUCCCCCAGUCCUUGGAGGUUCCAGCAGGCACUGGGGCAGGAGGAGGCCAAUGACCAUGUUGAUUCUGGGGCUGUGCAAGGAGGAAGCUGCCUUCUGAGCCCCAGUGUAGCGGAUAAGCCAAGUCCUGCCGGUCUGAGGGAGUCCCAGGAGCAGCCGAAGACAAAACUGUCUGGGGGGGAGCCUGACAUUGCACGGCUAAAGCAGGUUUUGCCAGACAGAUUCCAGUUUGCAAGAGACAAGAACAAAGGAGGCCAGAAUGAAGCGAUGGGACAGCUGCGCUCAGCAGCUCCUGCAGCAGACGGUGCUCCUCGUUCCCUGCCCACCUGGCUGUACAGGGCUAUGGCUGCUGACCCACCUGAGGCUGCAGCCAAACAGUCGCCUGCAGCAGAGCACAGGGGCCAGGAAAGGGCCCUGCUCUCAACCGGCAGGAGCAAUGUGCAGGAGGAGCCUGACCUCUCGUCACAGCAGACAAGAGGCCCCAGCCUUGGACAGGAAAGUGGCAAGACCCCUCUGGGCCAGUGUGAUGCUUGCCAGGGCUCAGGUGUGACCUGCCAGGCUCCCUGCGGUCAUGCCUUGUGCAGGACAUGUUUUGCAGCAGACAGUACACAGCCAGCUUGCUGCAGCUCCUCCUUGGUUUCCCCGAGCCGCAAGAUCUCAGGGACAUUCAAGAUCUCCUCCCUGUCUCAGAGUCUGCCUGGCUACUAUCGAGACCUAACGCUCCAGAUUGCCUACAACAUCCCUGAUGGCUUGCAAGGGGUUGGUGACCCCCGCCCAGGACAGCCUUACAAAGGGGGGGAUUUCUAUGCCUUCCUGCCUGACAACAGGGAAGGGCAGAAGACAGCAAUGCUGCUGAGGAAAGCAUUUGAGCAUGGGCUGACAUUCCAGAUCAAGUCCUGCAAUGGGGAGGAAAGAGUGACAUGGGGCCUUAUCCCACACAAAACCUCCUGGGAUGGAGGCAAAGCCAGGAAUGGCUAUCCAGAUGCCCAGUAUCUCCGUGAGGUUUGCACAGUACUGAAGAAACUGGGCAUUGCGUAAGACUCCGUGCCUGAGCGGCCACAGCCCAUACCUUUGCUUCCCCUUCCUUUCCAGCUGACAAAACUGCAGCUUAACACAGCCAGUUCAGGAAAAAGCAGGUGUUUGUCCAAGGAGCUCCUGUGUCCCCAGAGGUAGCCAGAAAUCUGCUCAUUAGUGACAGCAGCACCUCCACCCCUGCCCCCCACAAGCCUCAGCAUGGAGCAGAGCUUCCCUGAAACUCCAGCUCCUCCUGGCUGUGUGCUCUCACCAGCCAGUUACGCAGCUUGUUUCAAAAACAGCUCCUGGCUGAGCCCUGGCAUGGCUUUCAGCAGCAUAACCCAAACCUGGGCGGGAGCCUCCAUGUAGUCCAGCCCCAGCUUCUGGAAGCCUCUUGCACCUCUGGCCGCUACAGGCAGGUUCCAGCUCAGCCACCACCAGAGCCUUUGCCAGAGCCGAGCUGUCUAAUUUCAGCUGUUCGGUCACACAUUUCAGUCCUUGAGCAGACAGCCCUGAGCUACAGCCCCUCCCCACCACCUGCUCUGGAGCCAGCAGGCAACCCAAUGCUCUCUUGGGGAGAGCAUUAACAGCUUUCAGCGUCCAGGACAGCUGCCUCCCAUGAGAAUAUACAGGCAUGGACGCAGUCUCUAAGCAGAGAAACACAAAUAAAAUUUAUCCUGCAUUUUUAGUAGUGGUUGUUCACGCCUUGUCUUACCAUCACCCCAGGCCCCCAUUUCAAUCCCAACUGGCUACAGAGACACCCGGACAGAGAGUAAAGUGCAGAAGACAGCUAAGGGUUUUGCAAACAAAAUCACCAUAGCUGCCCUGCAGAACAGGGGAACAACUGAG
This is a messenger RNA of Haliaeetus leucocephalus (bald eagle), 4295 nucleotides long. RefSeq lists its product as uncharacterized. The coding region runs from base 9 to 3470 and encodes 1153 amino acids. Gene Ontology annotation, molecular function: RNA binding. Gene Ontology annotation, biological process: Notch signaling pathway; protein ubiquitination. The record is from RefSeq and is a predicted model, not a curated record. Lineage: Eukaryota; Metazoa; Chordata; Aves; Accipitriformes; Accipitridae. The transcript has 5 exons.